This is a messenger RNA of Dendrobium catenatum, 1153 nucleotides long. RefSeq names its product transcription factor TGAL3-like. The record is from RefSeq and is a predicted model, not a curated record. Gene Ontology annotation, molecular function: sequence-specific DNA binding. NCBI's taxonomy places the organism in Eukaryota, Viridiplantae, Streptophyta, Magnoliopsida, Asparagales, Orchidaceae. The transcript has 2 exons. Gene Ontology annotation, biological process: DNA-templated transcription. The coding region runs from base 1 to 1068 and encodes 355 amino acids.
AUGACACCUCGUCAAAAUCAUCAAAGUCCACAGCAAGAAGCAGAAAUUGAAGAUCUCCUACAAGAAAUCGCCCGACUCAAAUUACGAUUAUCAAGGAUUGAACGAAGAUCGUUACAAACUGACGACGAAGACGACGAGGGUAUUUCAAUUGAUCAUAUUUCUUCCACCCCACCCUCGGUCGAGUUUAGCCUCGAAGAAAUUGAAGAUCCGUUGCCGAAAUCUCUGCCUUUAACUGUUUAUGAUGAGCCAAUCUAUGAUGUGUAUGACGAUGACAUAUUCACAGGAGUUCUUGAUCUUGAUCAACUUAUAUAUGAUAAUGACGCGAGCAAGGUGGAUACACCUCGGGAGAUAGUCAUUCCUAUUAAAACAACAAUUAUGCUCACCGUCAUUGAUAGUGACAUUGGUAAUAUUGGCCUUUCAGCUGGAGUGAAUGGUGUCUUGGCAUUUGAUAGGGAGUAUGCUCGCUGGUUAGACCAACAUCAAAACCAAAUAAGUAAUUUGAGAUCAGCUUUUAAUUCUCAAGCAGAUGAUGAAGAACUAAGACUUCUUAUUGAUGGUUUAAUGUCACACUAUGAUGUUUUCUUCAAGCUCAAAAGCAUUUGUACAAGGUCUGAUAUCUUUCACAUGCUUUCGGGAUUGUGGACAACACCUGCCGAAAGUUGUUUUAUGUGGCCUGGCGGUUUCCGUUCUUCCGAACUUCUCAAACAGUCAUUACAACGAGCUGAAGUUGCUGUGUCUCAGGGAAUGGAAGCUAUACAGUUGUCUCUUAGAGAUACCUUGUCACAUGUUUCUGAUAAUAUUGCUAAUUACAUGAACCAAAUGGCAAUUUCCAUGAGCAAGCUUGGAACACUUGAAAAUUUCCUUUGGCAGGCUGAUCUUCUGCGGCAGCAUACAUUGCAGCAGAUGCAUCGAAUACUGAGUAUUCGUCAUGCAGCUCGAAGUCUUCUAGAUGGAGCGGCUAACACCGGGUGGAAUUAUCCAGACCUGUUUAGCCAACCAAACCCGCCUCCUUAUGGUGGCCAACCGGAUCUCUUUCUACGAGCUCAAAGUUUCCUCCUACCCCGGUAGAAUGACGCAGGAGCGUCCAUAUAAUAAAAUUGUAUUUUCUUGUUAGUGAUUGGUGUAGCUCUAUUUCUUGUGUAGCCUAUUAUGU